AUGAGAGAUGGUUUCGAGAGCCAGAUCAAGAUCCACAGACCAGCAGGCAAGUCUGGAGGACCUUUGCUCGUCCUAGUAUAUGGUGGCGGCUUUGUGGUCGGUAAUAACCAGCAAUUGACUCCCUACGGCCGGGGCCUGGCUAGAGCCUUUGACGCAGUCGUCGUGACGAUUGCGUACAGACUGGCACCUGAGCACAAGUUCCCUACUGCGCCAAAUGACACCGAAGACACUCUGUUGUGGAUUGCGAAGAAUGCAGAGUCUCUGUGUGCGGAUCCUUCGAAGGGUUUCAUACUUGGAGGCAUCAGUGCAGGAGGUAACCUAAGUGCAGUCAUUGCGCAGAAGACUCUGGAAGACAAGAGCCUGGCACACCCUCUUACGGGUCUUUGGCUCUGUGUCCCCCUCGUCUUCCCUAACAAAGAUCUGGUACCAGACAAGUACAAGGACGUCUGGUUCUCACACGAACAAAACGCUGAAGCGCCUAUUCUCGACAAGGACGCCAUAGAUGCUAUUGGAGGCCAUCUGGAACCGAACGAGAGCUCACCGCUCUAUUCGCCGUUCAACAGCAAGAAUCCUCACAAAGGAUUGCCGCCAACUUACAUCCAAGUAGAUGGAUUGGAUCCCCUUCGCGACGAUGGUUUGAUUUACGAGCAGGUGUUGAGCGAGAAUGGUGUAAAGACAAAACUCGACAUUUGGCCAGGACUGCCUCACGCACAUUUUGCUUUCCUGCCGUUCCUGAGCGGCAGCAAGAAGGCAAUCCUCGACACCUUCUUGGGCUUCGGGUGGCUGUUGGGAGUUGACAUUUCUCCUCAAAAGGUGCAGGAAGUUAUGGUCGCACCGGCAGGCGGUUAG
This is a messenger RNA of Aureobasidium namibiae CBS 147.97, 849 nucleotides long. RefSeq lists its product as uncharacterized. Lineage: Eukaryota; Fungi; Ascomycota; Dothideomycetes; Dothideales; Saccotheciaceae. The transcript has 2 exons. The record is from RefSeq and is a predicted model, not a curated record. The coding region runs from base 1 to 849 and encodes 282 amino acids. Gene Ontology annotation, molecular function: hydrolase activity.